Molecule: messenger RNA, 981 nt
Organism: Lycium barbarum (goji berry)
Lineage: Eukaryota; Viridiplantae; Streptophyta; Magnoliopsida; Solanales; Solanaceae
Exons: 4
Coding region: 1-981 (326 amino acids)
Source: RefSeq, a predicted model, not a curated record
AUGUUCAAAGUGAGAGAGUUUGUGGACAAACAUAUAUGUUCGUUGAAAGAUAAGGUGUAUUCUUGUAAUCAAGCAAGUAGAGAUUUUAUAGCAGGCAUUAUUAAACCAAAAAUAACAAAUUAUAAGUGGAAGUAUACACCAAAGGAUAUAGCAGAUGAUGUGAACAAUGAAUUUGGUGUGGAUGUGAACUACAUGAAGGCAUAUCGUGCUAAAGAAAAGGCUAUGACUGAGUUGAGGGGAGAACCAGCAGAUUCAUACAAGAAGUUACCUGCAUACGUAUAUAUUUUGGAUAAAACGUACCCAGAUGGUAGCCACCUCAAACAAGAAUACAAUGGUACAUUUGUUUCGGCAAGCACAUUGGCUGGUGCAGGGAAUAUACUGUCUCUAGCAUAUGGCGUGAUAGAUUCAGAAAAUAAUAAGUCUUGGUCAUGGUUCUUUCAACGGUUCAGGGAAGCGUAUGGGGUAAGGGAUAACGUGUGUAUUGUAUCUCAUAGACAUGAAAGCAUCAUCAAGGCUGUAUGUAGAAUUUAUCCUAAUGUUCCGCAUUUAGCAUGCAUAUGGCAUCUUUGGAAGAAUGUAUACAAUAGAUAUAGGAAGAGUCAUGAAGUGUUGAGUGGGGUGUACUAUAGAUUGGCAAAAGCAUACACGCAGAAUGACUUUGAUAUGCCAAUGGAAAAGGUUGAGAAGGAGUACUUGGAGUUAGCUGGAAGAGAAAAGUGGGCUAGGCUCUAUUUUCCAGUUAAUCGAGCAUGGACAUUGACAUCAAAUAUUGCUGAGUCCAUCAAUGUGGCACUUGUAUCUGCUAGAGAAUUGCCAAUUUAUGAUUUUAUGGAAGAAAUUAGGUUGAUGUAUGGACGGUGGAAUUGCACCAACCGACAGAAUGGUUCUUACACAUUCACAACACUUGGGAAAAAAUUUCAAGAGUUCUUAUCCAUCAAUGAGCAUAAAUCUACGCGCAUGAGGGGUGAUGAUUCCAGUUAA